Molecule: messenger RNA, 2165 nt
Organism: Annulohypoxylon maeteangense
Lineage: Eukaryota; Fungi; Ascomycota; Sordariomycetes; Xylariales; Hypoxylaceae
Product: heterokaryon incompatibility protein-domain-containing protein
Exons: 2
Coding region: 274-2001 (575 amino acids)
Source: RefSeq, a predicted model, not a curated record
AAGCUAAGCCACCAUCAUUCGUCCUUCGCCAUCUUACGAGAAUCAUCCGAAAACGGUUGCCAACUAUGUAACUUUCUCUGUCGGAAUCUUGUUCGCUGCGUUGCCACGUACCCCGCCGACAAGCCUGCGGGAGUGUCGUGGGAGGAGAGCGCGGCAGAGGAAUGGCUGCUAGCUGAGGAUGGGACUGGCAAAGGUUUCGUCUUCACGACCGAUGGGGAUGUGGAUGACUAUACCCCGCAAGGGGAGACUUCUCUGAUCGAUGGACUUUCCUAGAUGAGAGAGUCGUGGGAAGGGACCAGUAGAGCGUGCAAGAUCAGGGUUGCGACACCAAAAGGGAGCCCGCUAUCUCCUAUAAGCUGGAUGGUUCAGCAACAGCGACGCCCAGAUCUAGAACUUGCGAAAUCCUGGUUUCGAGAAUGUCGAGAUAACCAUAAAUUUUGUGUUACACUGUCUCCAUCUCACGACGCCUAUCCGACUAGGCUUCUUCGCAUCACCUCCGACGCGUCCGAGAUUAUUGCAGUGAGUUUGACGGAAUCAAGGGAUGCCAGAGGCCCCUAUCUCGCGUUAAGUCAUUGCUGGGGCACUGUCAAGCCGCUAGUCACCACGAGCAUGAAUUAUGAAACUCACCGGAAAGGCAUCCGACUACAGGAUCUACCUGCGUCUUUCCAGCAUGCCGUGUUAGUCACCCGGUAUUUCGGCUUCGAGUUCCUUUGGAUUGACUCCCUAUGCAUCAUGCAAGAUUCGAGAGAGGACUGGGAACGCGAGUGUCCGCGCAUGGCCGACAUAUAUUCCAACGCGACGGUAACGAUCGCCGCAUCGGACGCACCGAAUAGCUCACAAGGCUUCCUACACGACUAUCCUCCGGCAGAUGCGGAUAUCAUCAGUCUCAACGUUCGGGCAGGGCUAGAGUGUGAUGGUAUCACCGCCCCGAUUAUGUUAGAGUGUGCAACUGAAAUCCCAUCUAUCGGUGUCACCAUGGCCAAUGACUGGGGCACCAACCUAUCAACGCGAGGAUGGGCUUUGCAGGAGAGGCUCCUUUCCAAUCGCAUGCUUUCCUUUCGCAAGAGUCGUACGGUAUGGGAAUGUCAACAAGUUUGCUAUGCCGACGACCGCCACCACCCUUUUACUCUAGGGCCUAUGAUGCUUUCCGAGAUCGCCCAAGUCAGGAGGGUGGAAGACAUAAACACUGAAGGCGAAAUAUUUCAAUACUGGCGGGAGGUUGCCGAGACAUUUGCCGACUGCUCGCUCACGCACGUUUCGGACAGGCUCCCAGCUUUGUCGGGACUGGCCAGUCGGUUCUCGCUGCGUCUCAACGACAAUUAUGCGGCCGGUAUCUGGCUACGUGAUAUCCAUGCCGGUCUCUCGUGGAAUGUUGAACAUCGCUAUGGGUUUGAUCCGAAGUUUCCGCAACGUCGCCUAUGCUCGUACGUAGAAUCUGCCGGGCAAGAGUAUCUUAAGACAAUUCCCUCCUGGUCUUGGCUUUCUUCCGGCUGCGGGGUCUCAUUCGAAAGCAGAUUUGACCAACCAGGAAGGAUGCGGUCUGACCUUCAGAUUAGUUCUGUCGAAAUCAACCUCUCCGGAACGGAUUCUUUCGGUAGAGUCCGCGGCGGGCGGCUUAAGGUCAACGGCCGGAUCAAGAAUUGCAUCUUGGACUCUAGGUCUCAUAAUCAGAACUUGUACGAUGACGUAUAUGACCAAGAAUCAACUGCCAAGGUAGCUUCGUUAGUUGCGGACUGCUCAUACAUACAAGGCCCCCGGAAUAAUAAUCGUGGGCAUAGGAGAAACGCCACAGCAUUAUUCCUGGCAAAGUGCGAUCCCAAAGGGGAUGACAUCGGCCUAGAGCUAGCUCUUGCUCUUCAGCCCGUUCACGAUACUGGCGGAGCUGCAGAGCAGACCUUUCGUCGCAUUGGCAUAAUAGCAUGGUCGUCCAACAUGGAUGAUUGUAAAGAAGGUAAAGCCUGGUUCGAAAAUGGAGUGCAUUCUUGUUUAACUAUAGUCUAAUGCAGACUAUUCCUGACGAACAUGUCUACAAGGUGGUAGGUACCUAUCCGGUAGGUAUCUCCAGCUAUCCUCUAACGCCUAUAUUGUUAUUCUAAGGCCCGAAUCAAGUGGGUCGGUAGUUUAAAGACAUGGGCCGCUAUACAAAACCCAUCACACAAUACUCA